This is a messenger RNA of Mesorhabditis spiculigera, 483 nucleotides long. The record is from the annotation of a GenBank genome assembly. Lineage: Eukaryota; Metazoa; Nematoda; Chromadorea; Rhabditida; Rhabditidae.
AUGCUGUUCCUCUACACGCCCACCUAUCUGAGCAAAGUUCUCGGGUUCGGCGUCUCGAGCACGGGGAUCACGUCCGCCAUCGUGCCAAUAGCCCAGGGCACCGUGAAGGUGAUUGCAGGCACGGUAUCCGAUAAAAUCCACAUCCCGGAAGGCAUCAAAGUCCGUAUCUUCAACACGGUCGGCUUCACCGGCGCCUUCAUCGUGCUGUUGGUCAUCUCCUUCUCCGGCAUCAGAAAUGGGACAGUCUGCCUGGUGCUGCUCGGCGUCACCGGGGCGUUCAUCGGACUGAACACGGGCGGGUUCUUCCGCGCUUCCCCCGUCCUCUCCAAGCAGUACACGUCAUUCGUGACGGGAAUGAUAUCCGUCUGCUUCUCAAUCGCCAUGCUAAUUCUGCCGUUUUUCGUCGACGGCGUCACGGAGAACAACACGAGGGGCGAAUGGGAGAUUGUUUUUGUUGGCACGGGCGCCGUUAUGGCAAGUAUU